Saccostrea echinata is the source of this 3672-nucleotide messenger RNA. Its product is annotated as histone acetyltransferase KAT5-like. The record is from RefSeq and is a predicted model, not a curated record. Gene Ontology annotation, molecular function: histone acetyltransferase activity. Gene Ontology annotation, biological process: regulation of DNA-templated transcription. The transcript is spliced from 14 exons. Bases 135 to 1574 code for a protein of 479 amino acids. Lineage: Eukaryota; Metazoa; Mollusca; Bivalvia; Ostreida; Ostreidae.
CUUUUCAAGAAGAACAGGCACAAACGAAAACAAGAGGGAAACGACACAAACUCCUGGUUAAUUUGGAUAAAAAAGAAUUUAAAGGCUGUGUGUGUUUAAAGAAAGAAGAAGAAGAUAAGAAACAUCAUCUGAAUAUGAAAGGAACAGAUUCUCAGGCUGAAAUAGUUGAAGGAUGCAGAUUACCUGUGCUGCUAAGAAAUGGAGACGGAUGGCAUAUGGCAGAGAUUUUGGGGAAGAAAGAAACAAAUGGAAAGAACCUCUACUACAUACACUAUGAUGAUUUCAACAAAAGGUUGGAUGAAUGGGUGACAGAAGAGCGGAUGGAUAUUUCCAAGCUUGUGCAGCCAUCGAAAGAGGCAAAGACACCAAAAAAGGAAGGGGUAAAAACGGGGACAGGGUCAAGGCCAGGCACUCCUGAGAGAGAAGUAGUAGUACAGCAGAAUGGCUCAUCCGGAAACAAGAAAUUUAGUGGUAACAGGAAGAGGAAGGGGGCAGAUGACACAGAGAUUUCUGAACCAGCAACACCGAGUAGAAAUAAUACCUCAAAUCAGCUGACUGUGGCUGACCCCUUUGCGACUCCCACCAGCAGCAGAAAUAAUACUCCUACAUUAGGCCUCCAGCAACAAAAUAGUGUGACUGUGAAUGAAGAUGGAUCUAAAAAACCCAGACAAACUGGAAGUAUGGUAGCUCACCAUGACGAUAUAGUGACCAGGAUGAAAAAUAUAGAAAUGAUUGAAUUAGGAAAAUACAGAAUACGUCCCUGGUAUUUCUCUCCCUAUCCUCAGGAAUUAACCUCAUUGCCCAUAUUGUACAUUUGUGAAUUUUGUCUAAAAUAUGUGAAAAGUAAAAAGUGCCUAGAGCGACAUAUCCAAAAGUGCCUAUUACGAUAUCCUCCAGGAAAUGAAAUCUACAGAAAAGGAAACAUAUCAUUUUUUGAAAUUGAUGGGAGGAAAAAUAAGGCAUAUGCUCAGAAUCUCUGUCUCCUGGCCAAGCUAUUUUUAGAUCACAAGACUUUGUAUUAUGACACGGAUCCUUUCCUCUUCUAUGUGAUGUGUGAACAAGAUGUCAAAGGUUACCAUAUUGUGGGCUAUUUCUCCAAAGAGAAGGAAUCUACAGAAGACUACAAUGUGGCCUGUAUUCUGACACUACCUCCCUAUCAAAAGAAAGGAUUUGGAAAACUCCUCAUAGAAUUCAGUUACGAGUUGUCCAAGUGUGAAGGGAAGACCGGUUCUCCAGAGAAGCCACUGUCGGAUCUUGGUCUACUCUCCUACAGAAGCUAUUGGUCACAAACUCUACUAGAAAUUCUCAUCAACAUGACACCCUCAGAGGGAAACGAUAGACCUGUGGUCACCAUCAAUGAAAUCUCAGAAAUGACAAGCAUCAAGAAAGAGGAUGUGAUUUCCACAUUACAACAUCUAAAUCUGAUUAACUAUUACAAGGGGCAGUACAUCAUCACGCUGUCUCAUGAACAGAUUGACACUCAGAUGAAAGCCAUGGAAAAACGCAAGGUACGAAUCGACCCCAAGUGUUUACACUGGCAACCCAAGGACUGGAGCAAACGUGGAAAGUGGUGAGAGAAGUUGUCCGAUUGGUGGAGAAUGUGAUAAAAUGUGACCUGAUUGGUUGUUCACUUCAGUCACCUUACAUCGAGUGCCCAACAUCAUAAUCAUCUCUCAAGAGUGAUUCAUACCUGUGUUAGUUUUUUAUGGAGAGACGUAACCAUUUUCAUUUUUGAAUCCCAAUGCAGAUUUUCAUUUCAAAAUUCAAAUAAUGUCAGUAGUGUAAAUGAAGUUUGUUAGAUGAAAUUUUAUGCCUGAAUUUGUCUAAGAGUCAGAUGGUUUUUCUGUUAGACAAGCCUCUUCUGUGGAUCAGUUGUUUUCCAGUAUAUUUGUCAUGUUAACUUACCAAUAAAUAGUUAAGAAUAAAGUCCUAUUUUUAGCUCACCUGAGCUGAAAGCUCAAGUGAGCUUUACUGAUCACCUGUUGUCCGUCCGUCUGUCUGUCCGUCCGUCUGUAAACUUUUCACAUUUUCAACUUCUUCUCAAGAACCACUAGGCCAAUUUUAACCAAACUUGGUACAAAGUAUCCUUGGGUGAAGGGGAGUUUAAAUUGUUAAGAUAAAGGGCCAAGUCCCCUUACAAGGGGAGAUAAUCAAGAAAAGACAAAAAUAAGGGGGGGUCAUUAAAAAAUCUUCUUCUCAAGAACCACUGGGCCAAAAAUGUUGAAACUUAUAUGGAAGCAUCCUGGGAUAGUGUAAAUUCUAAAUUGUUAAAAUCAUGACCCCCGGGGGUAGGGCGGGGCCACAGUAGGGAAUCCAAGUUUUACAUUGAAAUAUAUAGGAAAAAUCUUUAAAAAUCUUCUUCUCAAGAACCACUGGGCUAGAAAAGCUGAAACUUAUAUGGAAGCAUUCUGGGGUAGUGUAGAUUCUAAAUUGUUGAAAUCAUGACUGCCGGGGAUAGGGCGGGGCCACAAUAGGGAAUCCACGUUUUACAUUGAAAUAUAUAAGAAAAAUCUUUAAAAAUCAUCUCAAGAACCACUGGGCCACAAAAGCUGAAACUUAAGUGGCAGCAUCCUCAAGUAGUGUAGAUUCUAAAUUAUUAAAAUCAUGACCCCCAGGGGUAGGGCGGGGCCACAAUAGGGAAUCCAAGUUUUACAUUGAAAAUAUAUAAGAAAUAUCUUUAAAAAUCUUCUUUUCAAGAACCCCUGGGCCAAAAAUGUUGAAACUUAUAUGGAAGCAUCCUGGGGUUGUGUAGAUUCUUAAUUGUUCAAAUCAGAACCCCCGGGGGUAGGGCGGGGCCACAAUAGGGAAUCCAAGUUUUACAUUAAAGUAUAUGAGAAAAAUCUUUAAAAAUCUUCUCCUCAAGAACCACUGGGCCAGAAAAGCUGAAACUUAAGUGGGAGCAUCCUCAAGUAGUGUAGAUUCCAAAUUAUUUAAAUCAUGACCCCCGGUGGUAGGGCGGGGCCACAAUAGGGAAUCCAAGUUUUACAUUGAAAUAUAUAAGAAAAAUCUUUGAAAAUCUUCUCAAGAACCACUGGACUGGAAAAGCUGAAACUUAUGUGGAAGCAUCCUGGGGUAGUGUAGAUUCUAAAUUGUUCAAAUCAUGACCCCCGGUGAUAGGGCGGGGCCACAAUAGGUAUUACAUGGGGGAAAUCUGGUUCAAUGCAUGGCCGAAGUUGCUCAGGUGAGCGAUGUGGCCCAUGGGCUUCUUGUUAUAAUAGUAUGGUAAAGUAGCAGUUUUGGUACAUGACAUUCAAAUACUUGGAGAUUUUCAAAAAUAGUGACAUAGGAUGGAGUGUUAUGUAUCCCUUGGUAAUAAAAAUAAAUGGGAAGUACCGAGUACAGAUUUAUACUGAGAAUCAGUGCUGUAUGAAUUAAUGCUGUAUUUUUAUAUACAUGUACAUGUAUACAAAAAAUUGCUGCACAGGCAUAUCCAUAAUAAAGAGGACCCCUGAAUAUACCUGCCCUGGACACCUACCUACAGUGUACAGUCUGGGUUCAGUUUCUUCUUUCAGUAUUGGGAACCAAGGCUUACAGAUUGCUGGUUGGAAAACCAUGGGGUGUAGCAAAGCAAAAACAAAUCUGACAGAUCUCUUGGUACCAUAUUUAAUUGUACUCAAAGGAGACAUAAAUUAACAUUUUGUACAAAUAAACAAUAAAUAUGUACAAAAUCAA